GGAAGCACCAGAAAACCGGCGUUGCUCUCCUUAUUACGGAUAUCUUUUUGUAGCAGGAAGUAAAGAUUUCUCAAACAAAUCAUGAGUUUUUCUCACGGACAGGGGUAUCCAGGAGGAGGCCAACCACCACAAGGUAACCCAUAUGGUGGAGGCUUUGCACCUAAUGGGACACCCCCCUCAGCUCCUCCGGGAGGUGGAGCAGCCCCAGCAGGAGGCCCUUAUGGGGGUUAUGGAGCCCCAGGUUAUGGUGGGCAAUAUGGGCAGGGGUCUGGUGGCCCACAUGGGGGUCAUGGAGGACAGCCUCAUGGAGGACAGCCUUACGGCGGACAGCCCCACGGAGGACAGCCUCACGGAGGACAGCCUUACGGCGGACAGCCUCAUGGAGGACAGCCUCACGGAGGACAGCCUCAUGGAGGACAGCCGUAUGGCGGACAGCCUCAUGGAGGACAGCCGUAUGGAGGACAACCUUAUGGAGGGCCUAACAGAUACAAUGCUCCUACAGGUAACGUUCCCCCUGGUGUUAACCCAGAGGCGCACCAGUGGUUCCAGAGCGUCGACGCAGACCACAGCGGAUUCAUUAACUCAAAGGAGCUAAAACAAGCCUUAGUCAACUCCAACUGGUCCAAUUUUAAUGACGAAACUUGCCUCAUGAUGAUCAAUAUGUUUGACAAGACACGGUCGGGCCGGAUAGACUUGUUUGGUUUCUCAGCACUGUGGAAUUACAUACAGCAGUGGAGGGCUCUGUUUCAGCAGUAUGACAGGGACCACUCGGGAUCCAUCAGUGGCUCAGAGCUGCACCAAGCUCUCACUCAGAUGGGAUACAAACUCAGCCCCCAGUUUUCUGAGAUGCUGGUGCAGCGCUUCAGCGGAAGAGGAGGGCCCCACGGCAUACAGCUGGACCGCUUCAUCCAGGCGUGCACGCAGCUUCAGAGCAUGACGCAGGUGUUCAGGGAGAGAGACACCGGCAUGACGGGCAACAUUCGCCUCAGCUACGAGGACUUUCUCGCCAGUGGGGUUACGAAGCUGAUGUGAGAGUGGCUUUGCUAACGAGCCCCGCUGCAACCGUGGAUGUGCACCAUCAUUUCUCGUACUGACUGAGAGUCUCUCAGAUUUCUGUGCUUUGCCAGAAGUGCCCUCACAUGUUGCAGCACAUACACUGUAGCAGCAGUCACGUAAUGUGACGGUUGGGGGGGCUAACUUUGCACUCCUAAUGAGGUUCAGCUUGUUUACUGUCCCUCCUAAUGACAGAGGCUUUCAAAUAUUGGUGCCAAUCAGAUGUUCAUGUCAUCAAAAAUCAGUUCAACCAAGCAGGCCUUCUGGAUAAUUAACACUUCCUGUCUACAUGAUACCACAACUUGAUGUUUUAAGAUUUCUCUUAGAAUUUCGAACUGAAUUUGAGUUAAAAUGUCAAAACAGAUGGUGAAAUUAUGAUAAUUAGAUCUCUUCUUGUAAUCACAUGGGAAAGUUUAAUGUAUUAACUGAACCAGUAAAAAUUUGUUUUGUUUUUCUCACUAUGGUUAAGGACUGAAUUAAAUAUUACUUUGUAAAAUUGUACAGAUUACUAUGCAUUAUACUUAGAAAUAAUGUGGACCUUAUCAGAAUUGGGUGGAGAAUAAGAGUUUAUUGAAUGAAUCCUCGCUACACAGUAUGGUUGGGAAAAUACCUACCGGUAUACUUAUAUUUUUUGAAAUAUUUGCAAUCUAA
Cyprinodon variegatus (sheepshead minnow) is the source of this 1704-nucleotide messenger RNA. It is a transcript of the gene pef1, whose product is annotated as penta-EF-hand domain containing 1. Bases 82 to 1032 code for a protein of 316 amino acids. The record is from RefSeq and is a predicted model, not a curated record. The transcript has 5 exons. Gene Ontology annotation, molecular function: calcium ion binding. Gene Ontology annotation, biological process: COPII vesicle coat assembly. Lineage: Eukaryota; Metazoa; Chordata; Actinopteri; Cyprinodontiformes; Cyprinodontidae.